Messenger RNA from Moneuplotes crassus, 1323 nucleotides. The record is from the annotation of a GenBank genome assembly. NCBI's taxonomy places the organism in Eukaryota, Ciliophora, Spirotrichea, Euplotida, Euplotidae.
UUUUUAUUUACAGAAAAUCUAUCAAGAUGGAUACAGCCAAAGAAGAAGAAAAAGGAGAUUCUGAAGAAGAAAUUGUGACUUUUGACCAGAUUCAGAAGAAGGUGAGGAUCCUAUUCCAGCAUUACACAAGCUUCGGAGACAGGAAGAAUAUGUCCUAUAUCCAAUCUAAUAAGGUUCAGAAGAUGUGCAAAGAAACUGGGAUCAUUGGCAAGAAGGUCACCAAAAAGGAUAUCGAUAUCUUCUUCUUGAAGAUUAACAAAAGUAAACCCAAUAUGUAUUUCGAUGACUUCAUUAAACUUCUUGGAGAGAUUGCUGUCCUUAAGUACGGCGGAGAGGAGCUAGAUGCUUUCAUGUCUCUUCUUGGUGAUCACUUGCUUAAAAAGAUUGAGGAACUUGGAGGGUCGAGUAAGGAUAAGCCCAAAGAGGUGAAAUUUAGCAGUACUGUUGAGGAACUAUUCACUCAUCAUAUCAAUCUUCUUUAUGAUAUCUAUCAUUCUUACUUCACAUUCAGAAUUGAUAGAGUAGAGAAAGGAGCUGAUAAGGAGGCUCAAAGAUGCGAGAAAUAUAUGUAUGAAUUUCUUCGUGAUUUUGAAAUUUGUCCCAAGUUGCUCUCAAAAAGCGUAACAUUCAAUGUAUGGACUUUCAUCAUUGAAUGAAGUGAGGAGAAAAAGAAAGCAGUAUACAAGGAAGCAUCAAAAGCUCUUUCUAAAAGUUAUGAUAUCAAGGAGGAGAACAAACUUUUCACUUUUGCCUUCUUCCUCGACUUCCUAGCAUGCCUAGGAAACACAGCUUACAUGAAGAAAGGUGUUUCUAAUGCUGAGUCUGUUGUUAAUUUGUUCUUAAGAAUGGAGAAAUCAGAAGGAUUCUGUAACUUUGAGUCAAAAAUGCAUAGAACUCAGAGUUCAUCAUCUAGCUUACAACCACCAGAAAGCGUUUUGAAGAAACUCGAUAAGAUGAAGAUUAGUGACGAUGAGGAAGAGAAAGGAGAUCUCUUUUCUCAACUUUCUAAAGGUACAAAGACUGUUAAGGUUACAAAGACUACUAAGAAAGAGACUACUGCCACUCGUAAGACUACUAAAACUAAAAAAGCUGCUCCAAAGAAGAAGGAAGUUGAAGAAAUCUCAUUCGAUCCUGUCUAUAGUGAGGAUGUAGAAGCUUUGAUUCCAAACGUCAAGACCAUCUUCUCUUACUAUUGCUCAUUUGGUGACACUGGGAAUAAAACCAAGCUCAAGAGUUCAACUUUCCAAAAAUUGUUGAAAGAUGCUAAAAUCGUUAAAUAAUUUGGGUUAUCAAGAAUAAUUUCGAACAAAUUAUGAAUAGUUU